Hippopotamus amphibius kiboko is the source of this 4492-nucleotide messenger RNA. RefSeq names its product activin A receptor type 2A (gene ACVR2A). Gene Ontology annotation, cellular component: activin receptor complex; plasma membrane. The transcript has 12 exons. Bases 613 to 2175 code for a protein of 520 amino acids. Gene Ontology annotation, biological process: protein phosphorylation; activin receptor signaling pathway; cellular response to growth factor stimulus. Lineage: Eukaryota; Metazoa; Chordata; Mammalia; Artiodactyla; Hippopotamidae. The record is from RefSeq and is a predicted model, not a curated record. Gene Ontology annotation, molecular function: activin binding; ATP binding; activin receptor activity.
CCGCCGCCGCCUCGGCCGCCACCGCCGCGAGCUCGACCGCCAGUGUUCCGGGGACUUUGGGUGUCCGGGUUGAAGGUCGGUCCGGACGUCGGACCCAGCUCGGUUCCCGGACUGUCCGGGCGGCAGCGGACGCCGCCGCCGCCGCCGCCGCCUCGUCGCCUCAGCCUGGCGUUUUGUUCCGAGAGACCCGAGAGGCGAGCGGAGCUGACAGUGAUUUUGACAGUGAUUUAAACCCGCUUUUGUUGUUGUUGGCUUUUCGUUGUUUGGUUUUGUGUGUGGUGUUUGUGUGGCGGUUUUUCCCCCGUGGUGCAUUUUUUUUUAUUGUUGUGCUCGCUCUUUUUAUUUUUAAUUUUUUUUUCUUUUUUUGACCCCGUGAACGUUUUUUUUGGUCGGCGCUUCCGAAUAUGUUUUAUGACGGUUGAUUUUACACCAGGAGGUUUGUCUCCGAGGAAGACCCAGGGAACUGGAUAUCUAGCGAGAACUUCCUACGGCUUCCCCGGCGCCUCGGGAAAAUGGGAGCUGCUGCAAAGUUGGCGUUUGCCGUCUUUCUUAUCUCUUGUUCUUCAGAAAUGAGACCUGUGCUGGGAAAAAUCUGUUGGUCUUCACAUCUUUAUGAUACAUUGUAAAUCAAACUUGUUCCAAGGUGUGAUUUCAAGAGGAAGAAGCACGGGCAAGUUACCAGAUCUUGGUGCUAUACUUGGUAGAUCAGAAACUCAGGAGUGUAUUUUCUAUAAUGCUAAUUGGGAAAGAGAUAGAACCAAUCGAACUGGUGUUGAAUCCUGUUAUGGUGACAAAGAUAAACGGCGGCAUUGUUUUGCUACCUGGAAGAAUAUUUCUGGUUCCAUUGAAAUAGUGAAGCAAGGUUGUUGGCUGGAUGAUAUCAAUUGCUAUGACAGGACUGAUUGUAUAGAAAAAAAAGAUAGCCCUGAAGUAUAUUUUUGUUGCUGUGAGGGCAAUAUGUGUAACGAAAGGUUUUCUUAUUUUCCGGAGAUGGAAGUCACACAGCCUACUUCGAAUCCAGUUACACCUAAGCCACCCUAUUACAACAUCUUGCUCUAUUCUUUGGUGCCACUUAUGCUAAUUGCGGGGAUUGUCAUUUGUGCUUUUUGGGUGUACAGGCAUCAUAAGAUGGCUUACCCUCCUGUGCUUGUUCCAACUCAAGACCCAGGACCACCCCCACCUUCUCCAUUAUUAGGUUUGAAGCCACUGCAAUUACUAGAAGUGAAAGCAAGGGGAAGAUUUGGUUGUGUGUGGAAAGCCCAGUUACUCAAUGAAUAUGUGGCUGUGAAGAUAUUUCCAAUACAGGACAAACAGUCAUGGCAGAAUGAAUAUGAAGUCUAUAGUUUGCCUGGAAUGAAGCAUGAGAACAUAUUACAGUUCAUUGGUGCAGAAAAACGAGGCACCAGUGUUGAUGUGGACCUUUGGCUAAUCACAGCAUUUCAUGAAAAGGGUUCAUUAUCAGACUUUCUUAAGGCUAAUGUGGUCUCUUGGAAUGAAUUGUGUCAUAUUGCAGAAACCAUGGCUAGAGGAUUGGCAUAUUUACAUGAAGAUAUACCUGGCCUAAAAGAUGGCCACAAACCCGCCAUAUCUCACAGGGACAUCAAAAGUAAAAAUGUGCUGUUGAAAAACAAUCUGACAGCUUGCAUUGCUGACUUUGGGUUGGCGUUAAAGUUUGAGGCUGGCAAGUCUGCAGGUGAUACCCAUGGACAGGUUGGUACCCGAAGGUAUAUGGCUCCAGAGGUAUUAGAGGGUGCUAUAAAUUUCCAAAGGGAUGCAUUUUUGAGGAUAGAUAUGUACGCCAUGGGAUUAGUCCUGUGGGAACUGGCUUCUCGCUGUACUGCUGCAGAUGGACCUGUAGAUGAGUACAUGUUGCCAUUUGAGGAGGAAAUUGGCCAGCAUCCCUCUCUUGAAGACAUGCAGGAAGUUGUUGUGCAUAAAAAAAAGAGGCCUGUUUUAAGAGAUUAUUGGCAGAAACAUGCUGGAAUGGCAAUGCUCUGUGAAACGAUAGAAGAAUGUUGGGAUCACGAUGCUGAAGCCAGGUUAUCAGCUGGAUGUGUAGGUGAAAGAAUUACUCAGAUGCAGAGACUAACAAAUAUCAUUACCACAGAGGACAUUGUAACAGUAGUCACGAUGGUGACAAAUGUUGACUUUCCUCCCAAAGAAUCUAGUCUAUGAUGGUUGCACCGUGUGUACACACUGAGAAACAGGACUCUGAACUGGAGCUGCUAACGAAACUGCUUACAGUUUAUUUUCUGUGUGAAAUGAGUAGGAUGUCUUCUGGACAUCUCAGAAGACCCUCGUUUCAAAAGGUGGCUCUGGGAGACUUAUGGCAUUGCCUGUAGCAGAGACAUGAAGGACAUGAGACUAAGAGAAAAGUUGAAAACUCUAUAAAGAAACUGUUGAAAAAGUGUACAUGAAGAAUGUGGCCCUCUCCAAAUCAAGGAUCUUUUUGGACCUGGCUAAUCAAGUGUUUGAAAACUGACAUCAGAUUUCUUAAUGUCUGUCCGAAGACACUAAUUCCUUAAAUGAACUACUGCUAUUUUUUUUUAAAUCGAAAACUUUUCAUUUCAGAUUUUAAAAAGGGUAACUUGUUUUUAUUGCAUUUGCUGUUGUGUUUCUAUAAAUGACUAUUGUAAUGCCAAUAUGACACAGCUUGUGAAUGUUUAGUGUGCUGCUGUUCUGUGUACAUAAACAAAGUCAUCUAAGUGGGGUACAGUAAAGAGGCUUCCAAGCAUUACUUUAACCUCCCUCAACAAGGUAUACCUCAGUUCCACGGUUGCUAAAUUAUAAAAUUGAAAACACUAACAAAAUUUGAAUAAUAAAUUGACCCAUGUUUUGUAACAAGGUAUUACAAAUUCACUGUGUUAUUUAAGAAAAAAGGUAAGCUAUGCUUAGUGCCAACAGUAAGUGGCCAUUCGUAAAGCAGUGUUUUAGCUUUUCUUGUGCUAGCUUGUGAUUUAAGGGAAAAAAAGUGUUUUGAAAUGAAAAAAUGGUGUCUUUCCCCACUUUCUCCCAUGUUUUAAAGCUUCACCUUAUAUCCAGUUCCCAAAAUACUGCAUACUUACCUACGUAUUUUUUUUAGGUGUGCUGUGCUUGGGGACUAUUUGAAAAUUUAAAGCAUGAUUUAAAUUUUUUAAAGUGAGCUGUAACACUGGAAAGCUCUUCAUUUUUAUUCUUUUGAAAUAGGUUUUUUUUCCUAUUUAUAUAUGUAAAAUUGUAGUGUAUUUCUUUUCACCAAACAGUGUGUGGGACAUUCUUUAUCACUGUUUUAGGAUCACCUCAGGAAGUGUCAUUACCCAGAAUUCCUCACUCUCUGCUUUGAGACUUGUAACUUUAUCACUAUAUUUCUGCUUGGUGCCAUCUCGUCAGAGUAAUAUUUGAUGUCUGUGAUAUGUCAAGAAUUAUCCUACGAUAGAGAUUUAAAAUUUUAAGCACAGAUUUCAGAUGUUACUGCUUUAAAACAAAUCAGGGAUAACAAGUUAAACUUAUAACUUAAAAUAUGCAAUGGCAUUUAGAGGUAACCAAUGUUGAUAUAGGUAACAUAGCUUAGCCUCCUCCUGCAAAUUGCUUUUACAACUAACUCUGAUAUUAAUUUAGGAUAGUUCAUGCCUUAUCCUUGAUAAGCAAAUGGAAUUGAUGGUAGGUAGGUGCCAAAGUGCUUUUCAAAACAAUAUUACAUUAGAAUAUAAUUGGAUUCCUUCUUAAAUGUACAGGCCAAAGUAAAACAUUAAUUUCCUAAAUUUCUAGAUUACUGAUGACCAACAAAUAGCCAGUAUUAUGCUAUGUACUUUUGUCAGGUCAUUUUAAAAUCCAUACAUUAAUUUUACAAAAGAAUUUUUUACACGUCACUAUCAGGAGCUCACUGUGAAUGUGUUAUCUUGAAAUGGCUUUUUAACCACACAGUACACUACAUUUUACAUAAAACAUGCACUUAAUCUCUGGGAAUAAUAAAUUAUAUUAUUUAUAAAUAAUACAUAGGUCAACAGACUCUAAGCAGGGAGGGAAAGAAGAGCAACAGCAUUGCUGUCUGUGUGCCACACACCAUACAGAACUUUGUGCUCUUGGUCACAUAAUGUACCCAAGGCUUUGUUGUAUUUCUAAGAAUUCCCAUUUCAUUGUUGAGUUCACCUUAAUUUCAAAAAGUACUUAGCUUCUCAGUUUCUUGGUUUGGUUUUGCUUCCACUUGGAAACUGAUUUAGAAGAGAAAAUAAUGAGAAUGUUCAUACAUGAAAAUUGUUAAUUAUCCUUAAGACUAAUUUCUACCUGUUCUGAACAUUUAAUCCUGUUUUUAAAAGUUAAAAAAAUCAAAUCAAAACAAACAAGGACUAUUAUGAUGAAUGUUUGGCUUAUGUGAACACUUAGAGAUACAUUUUCUAAGACCAGUUAUUCACAACAUAAAGUUUUCUCUUCAUGUUAGAAAAAGUUUUUAGAAAUCCUGGGUAUUGUACUUAACUCUAGCUAACCAAUUUUAAAACCUGUAUCCUUUUGAGAA